Molecule: messenger RNA, 972 nt
Organism: Neoarius graeffei (lesser salmon catfish)
Lineage: Eukaryota; Metazoa; Chordata; Actinopteri; Siluriformes; Ariidae
Product: C-C chemokine receptor type 4-like
Exons: 1
Coding region: 10-513 (167 amino acids)
Biological process (GO): chemotaxis; G protein-coupled receptor signaling pathway; immune response
Cellular component (GO): membrane
Molecular function (GO): chemokine receptor activity
Source: RefSeq, a predicted model, not a curated record
ACCAAUGUAAUGGAUUUUAGCCAAGUCUUCCUCCCUACAGUCUACAGCAUUGUCUUCAUUGUGGGGUUCAUUGGCAAUGGCCUGGUGUUGUGUGUCCUGGUCAAGUAUUACAAACCAUUCAACAUGUCAGAUCUGUGCCUCUUCAACCUGGCCAUUUCAGACCUCCUCUUCCUUAUCUCAUUGCCUUUCUGGGCCGACUACGCUGCCAACUCUAACUGGGCAUUCCCAGAGUUCAUGUGCCAUGCAGUGACAGCACUCUACAUGCUGGGCUUCUAUGGAAGUAUCUUCUUCAUGAUCCUUAUGACAGUGGACCGCUAUGCCGUCAUCGUCCACACCUCUACCUCCCUCAUCCCCAAGCACUGGUCUGUCAGAGCUAGCAUAGCACUGGCUUUGUUUGUGUGGACACUGAGCUUGGUAGCCUCUCUGCCAGCCAUCAGUUUCUCAAAAGUGAAUACUAUAUCAAAUGUAUCAAAAUGCAUGGUGGAAUAUUCAAAAAGGAAAAUGUGGAAGUAAUUUCAUUACAUUGAGCUGAACAUCUUUGGUUUUAUUAUUCCUCUCUCAGUGAUGCUGUUCUGUUACUCACACAUCAUCCCCAUCUUAAUGACCAUGAAAUCUCAGAAUAAACACAAAGCUGUCAGGCUCAUGGUGGUCUUGGUCACUGUUUACUUCCUCUUCUGGACGCCCUACAACAUCAUACUCAUGCGCCACAAUGAUUUCCAGCACAAAGACAAAAUUAAAAGUGUAACUGUUAUUGCUUGUUAUCCCCAAAGCCUAUUUCAGAAAUAAAAAGACCAUAAUACUUUUACAUCUUUGUAAAAUAAUCUUAAUACCCUGAGAUUAUGUACAUUUUCCUCCAACCAAGUCUAUGUAUAAAUUGUUACAGAAAAUUAAUUAACCCCUUUUGACCAUUUAGAUUAAUUCAGUAGCACUCUGGUAUGAAUCAUGAUGAAGGAUGAUUCCUGGUUUUUUUUU